Molecule: messenger RNA, 1017 nt
Organism: Penicillium taxi
Lineage: Eukaryota; Fungi; Ascomycota; Eurotiomycetes; Eurotiales; Aspergillaceae
Product: putative RTA1 domain protein
Exons: 4
Coding region: 1-1017 (338 amino acids)
Cellular component (GO): membrane
Source: RefSeq, a predicted model, not a curated record
AUGAUAGAGACCCGAUCUUAUCAAGAAGGAAGUCUGUGGUACUAUGCACCGAACCAGGGUGCCCCCAUCGCCUUCGCUGCUCUCUUUUUCAUUUCAGGAGCGAUCCAUUUCUUUCAAUGCUUUAAAUAUCAUUCCUGGAAAGUGACAGGUCUACUGCCAUGGUCUGCUCUUUUGUUUACUGCUGGAUUCAUAACGCGCACUAUUGGUGCAUUCUAUCAAUGGGAAAAUGUUGGAGUUUAUAUUGCGAGUACGGUCUGUCUUCUCGCCGGACCUCCUGUAUAUGAAAGUGCCAACUACUUUAUCCUGGGCCGCAUACUCUACUAUAUUCCGUAUCACUCGCCCAUCCACCCAGGCCGCGUGUAUACAACCUUUAUUGCUAUGGGCAUAGCGAUUGAAGUUAUCACUGCAAAUGGUGGUGUUAAAAUCGCCAACGACAACUCAACAGUCGCUGACCAAAACGUUGGAAAGGCAUUACUGAAGGCGGCUCUUAUCAUGCAGCUUGCUCUGAUGGCGGGCUUCGUGACACUAGCUUCCCGGUUCCAAUUCAACUGCGCUCGAGGAGGGGUACUAAACUAUAAAGUUAAACGCUGUCUGCGUGUGCUGUACGUCAGCUGCACACUCAUCACUAUCCGAACCAUCUACCGCACAGUCGAGUAUUUCACUGCUGCCAGUUUGAGUGCUUCCAGCGAUGCUCAGAAUAUCAGUCCUAUUAUUAAACAAGAGUGGUUCUUCUGGGUUUUUGAAGUGGUUUUCAUGUACGGCAACACCACUUUGCUUAAUGUCUUUCAUCCGAUGAAGGCACUUCCUCGAUCGAACAAGGUUUAUUUGGCCCAAGACGGUCAAACAGAGAUCAAGGGUCCUGGGUUCAAAGAUGAUCGUCCCUUGUAUAUGACAUUUAUUGAUCCAUUCGAUAUUUUCGGCAUGAUUGUCAACAAGGGCAAGAAAGAGAAGUACUGGGAGGUCAGUGAAGUCCUUCAGCCUACUGAUGUUCAUUACAAGACUGCACAGGCUGUGUAG